CUGUACGGUGUCACGUGCGCAGUAUUUUCGAUCAAUUAAUCGGACGAUCCGUUCGACGCGCGAAAAUUGCCGGCGAAACGAAAACGAAAAGGCGAACGGUGCGUAAUCGUGAACAUAUCGGAUUACCCUUUCUCGCGAGGUCUCGUGAGGCAGGGAACUAAGCAGAACGCAAUGUCAGCGGCGGUGAGGGAGAGAACGACAACUCGCACCAGCAGAAAGAUCGUGAGUCAUGGCAGUCCUAUAUCUGGCCAGAGCCAGGUUGCAACCACGGCCAACAGCCUCGAAAACAACUUAGAUGCACUUCUAGAAGACCUGCAAACAAGUGUAUCAAGAAGUGCCACCCCAAGUCGAGGAGGCAGAGCGCUGUCACCCCAAGUGGAGUAUCGCGUGGCUGCAAAUCCAACCAAGGUGGUUUCUGAAGUCAGGCCGAUUUCGCCGAGUCAAACGGCUAUGAGUACCACAGAAAAAUACGUAAGCACCGGACCAAGCGGUGCACCGAGUGGUAUACCUGGUUUAGAAUUCAUCGAUUCGGAACUACAGAACGUGCAGCCCGGUCAGAGCAAAACGAUCGCUUACAAACAGGUGUCGUAUCAGUACAACAAGAGCCUCGAUGGCAAGCCAGUUGAUUCUUGGGCAACCUCGGACAAUGCUUUGACCAAUAACAGUUCGGCCUUGAUUGAUGAUAUUCGGGAAAGAACUUACGAAGAAAGUACACUACAUCGUGGUGCAGAACCUGUUGGUAGAACAGUCAACAGAGAACUAGUAUACAAUGACAAUUGUACAUCUCGUUCGAAACAGACUUCACCUCUACCAGGUGUACAGAGAGACGUGAAAUAUGUUCACGAAUCUUCGAACUAUCAAACGGAACCAGUGGAGUAUAUACCAGUUCCAUCAUCAACAGCAGCGAUCCCCAUCAAUCUGGCACCAGGUCCAAAUACAAAAGUCACAACUACCAUUAAAACGUACACAUACGAGCUACCAGGGGCGCCUGAAACGUAUCUACCAAGUGGGAGUGUGCCAGGAACCGUUGUGCUGCCAGGUGACCAAACUAUAACGUACACGUUGCCGAAAGGCAGCAACUCGACGACAGACAAAACGGUCACCUAUCAAACCGUGACUGAAAACGUUCCAUCCGGAACACCGAUUAGGUAUGGUAGUCCAACACCAGUGGUGGAUAUUUCCAAAAAGUCCACGACGCUGCACCAAGAAUCGAAAUUCUUCCGCGAAGAACACCACGGAGGCCAGACUGGACAACCAACAACAAUCGUUUACCAUCCCGGCUCUCCAAGUCAGGAAAGUAAAACAGCCGUAAUGCGAAACGAAAAGUACUACCAGGUUGAUGGUAGUUAUCCGACUGGCUACCCCGGUGACAGACCAGAUCAUCCAGGGACCACCAUUAUUUAUCAAAAUCAGCCACCCACGAUAAACGAGACUCACACUACCAUAAAUCGGAUCGAGGAACACUAUCCCAGCAGACCGCCAUCCAGCGGACGAUACCCGACACCUGAUAAACCAGGAACACCGGUUAAUUAUUACACCUCGCCGCCGCAAACCACCCCACCGCAAUCUACCACGACGAUAUAUAAAUUCUCGAACACGACCACGACCGUAAAAAAGCUGGAAGACCUCAUGGCAUCGUUCUCCGACUCCGAGCGCGAAGUGUUAGAGGACAUUGAAAAACGAGAAAAGAGGCAUCCAAAAGAAUCAACUAUCGUUAAAAAGGAAGUUGAUUUUAUACCCCAUACACCACCCAAAGUGAAGAGUAAAAACGUUGCCGGACCUCCGGUUUAUUAUCCUCCUGGAUCCGCGGAAUUUACUAAAAAAGAAGAGGCGAGUAUGGCAAUGUCACAAGCUGGGGGAGGUUGGCAAAAGGAAAGUGCAAAAUACGAAUACGAAGCUUCAAGUAAAAGCAAAUCGAAAUCCAAGAGCGGCGGGGCUGUCGUACCCGUGUGUCUUCCCCUUUGUUGUGCCAUGCCGUGUGUAAUUAUGUAACUUAUUAAUAUUAAUAUGUUAAAAUCUACUAUGUUAAUUGGUACGAGAAUGUACCUGUAUGUAUCAGUCUUCCGUUAUUUGCGUAACAUGAAAGUUAAAUAACUAUUAUCAAUAACUAAAAGAUGAAAUGGUAAACAGCAAACAAAUGCCAUUAAAAAAAUUAUUUUUAACCAAAAUAGUCAUACAAAUUGUAUGUUUUAUGUA
Molecule: messenger RNA, 2196 nt
Organism: Dufourea novaeangliae
Lineage: Eukaryota; Metazoa; Arthropoda; Insecta; Hymenoptera; Halictidae
Product: myb-like protein U
Exons: 11
Coding region: 172-1992 (606 amino acids)
Source: RefSeq, a predicted model, not a curated record